Messenger RNA from Entelurus aequoreus (snake pipefish), 443 nucleotides. RefSeq names its product parathyroid hormone-like. Gene Ontology annotation, molecular function: hormone activity. NCBI's taxonomy places the organism in Eukaryota, Metazoa, Chordata, Actinopteri, Syngnathiformes, Syngnathidae. The record is from RefSeq and is a predicted model, not a curated record. The transcript is spliced from 3 exons. The coding region runs from base 6 to 314 and encodes 102 amino acids. Gene Ontology annotation, cellular component: extracellular region. Gene Ontology annotation, biological process: intracellular calcium ion homeostasis.
CACAAAUGGCUGCAGAGUUCAUCAUGAGAAGUUCAGUCGUGGUUAUCGUCUGCAUUUCACAAGUCUUCACUGUCGCCCAAGGCGGCCCCCUGAGGAAGAGGACGGUGAGCGAGGUCCAGCUCAUGCACGACCAUGGCGAGCUCAAACAGGUGCAGCAGCGCCGCGAUUGGUUGCAGGUGAGGCUGCGAGGCCUCCACACCGCGCCGUGGACCAGGAGGAGGUUCUUUCUGGAGGAACUGGGUGGCCUGACAGCAGAGGAGAUCCAGGAAGCUUUGGACGUGUUCGACAAGUUCCUCAACUCCAAACGCUCUUGAUUUCACUACAGUUGGAAUUGUUCCUCUCUUCAUAUGCUCCAAAAUGUUUUUAUUUUGAAUUCCAGUUCAUUUUGUAGUUGUAUUUAUUACAUUGUUAUUUAAGACGCAAUAUGUACGGGCUGAGAUUCA